UGCCUAUAUCCUUAUUUUUGUUUGACGCCAGAUGGAAGCGGGGAUAAGAUGGAAUUGUACCAGCCCUUUGGACAACAUCACUUGUUGAAUGACAAAAACAACCAUUUACCUAUACAACUUUUCUGCUUGAAACCAAAAACAAGCGUAAACAUUGGCUGUAUGACUUCUCAUGAACCACACGUUGUUGGAUCGAACAAUACACGUGGAAGUAGCCCAGUCCGCUGUUGAAUUUAUCACUUGAAUCAUAGUUAUGUCCCUUGCCAACUAUGUAGCAGACAGGGGGCGCAUACGAAGAAGGAAGCAGACGAUGGCGUUGACAGCAUAUGAACACGGCAAUCUUUGAUUUCUCGCCUGAAUAUACCUCAUCAUCAUCAAUGCCUUGAACGAACGAUGGCCACAGAAGCUCAAGAAGUGGGAAACUCUGCAAUAGAUCAAGUGGAAGUGGAAAUGGUUCUGAAGCAGUUUGAUCAUUGGCAACAGGCUGUGAUGAGUUUACAGAGGACAAGGUCAGACUUAAUGGACAAGUUAGCAGCCAAAGGAAAAGAAAACCAAGAACUACAGCAAAGGAAUGUAAAAUUGCGACAAGAAUUAACAGAUAUGCACGAGGCAAUUGAUGGCAUCCAGAAACAGUUGCAGUAUAUAUGCACCUUACAAGAUGAUGUUGAAACUCUUAAAUCAAAAUUGCAUUUAGAGAAGCACAAGACAGAUGACCUAAACAAGAAAGUAGCUGACAUGCAGGAACAGCAUGAACAAGAAAUUGUGGAACUGAAGGAAAAACACAACACAGACAUGCAAACAGCUGUUGAGUCUUCAAAAGCUGAGGGACAUCUACUGAUUGACAAAUUAAACCGUGCUUUGUCUGAGAGAGACAUCACUAUAAAUGGCUUGCAUGGCCAGCUACAACAGGCUGAGAGUGAGAAACAGGCUGAGGUUGUGAGAAUAACCAUGGAGUUUGAGAGCAAAAUUGCCAAGCUUCAGAGGCAAAAGUUACAGAGUUGUAGUGCUGCUCAGUCAUCAGCUGCAGCACAGGAAAUUUUCAGAAAGAAACUGCAGUUUAUGAAAGCUGAAUCAGAGAAAGAGAUUUCAGCAUUGAAACAGACUAUUGCUGAACUACGACAAAAAGUAACGAAUCUGCAGCGAGAGCCUACCAAACUUUCAUUAUCUAUUGGCAAGAAGCGGAGAUAUUGAAACCUGUUGUCAACCGUCUGUAAAGAUGAUAAAGGGAGAGUUGCCAUUUUCUGACAGUUAAGAUCCUGUCUUCUCCUGUAAAUAUUUAUUUGAUAUAGAUUACCGAAGUUGAUUUGGUUAGAUACCAUGACAACAUUAAAUCCCUUAAACCUGACUUUGUUUUGAAUACAUGUAAAAAGAAAACACAUCGGAUACAUGUGUACAGGUUUUAUCUCUUUCACCAUCCUGAGACAAAUGCAGGCAAUUUGUUUAUCCCCGUAAUGAUGGCCAUAAUUCAGAUAAAGGCUUAGACAAAGUCCAAACUGAGCUAUCACAUACACAUCAUGUAGUGAUCUAAUAUGAGGUUAUCGUGAAGUGUUUUGUACAUUACGGAAUGGUACUGUACCCGUCCAUGUUGCGUUGACAAUGCGUAUCCAGAGCAGAUUUCCAACACAACAUGACGAGUACAAUACCACCCGAUAAUGUACAAAUCAUUUUACAAUGACCUAUUUAUUAUAUAGCUCAACCUGUCCAAGGACUUUCACGUCCCCUACAAACGCCAAAGAUACACAUACAGAUUUAGCUGGCCUGGAGUGGAGACAAUUUUCUCCCUGUUCUCGUCAGGUAAAGCAGUCUGUACUCGGCGCUUGAAUAUAAGUUGUGAAGUUGUGUUCGAUCUUCACAAGAGUAUUUUGCCAAAUUUGGAAAUUAACAAAUAAUGAAAUUUAUUCCCUCAAUCAACAUUUCAAGAAACGAGGUAAGGAAAUGAUACACACCGCAGCACCUCAAAAUGCUUUAGCAUAUAAAAUUACUGCCCUUAAUUGCUACCAUACAACAUGAAAAUAAUAUGACUCUUCGGGAUCCAAUAUUACUCCAGGACGGUCAGGUGGUGGAAUGUGGUUAAUUGGACGACAUUACCACAGAGUGAGUUUUUGUUCCCACAAUAAAUGCCUGAUUACAGUAAUUAAAUCUCCAGAAAUAUUAUACAUUUUGUUCAUAAUAGUCAAAAACAGAAGCCAUGUACAAAGCCACUUUUUCUUUAGAUCAGUAUAUUCACAUUCAAAAAAUCUAAAAACAUGUUUACAUAAAACGUUUAUGUUGUUUAAGAGUAGAUCCUCAACCUCUGUGAGAAAUAAUCCUGGCAGACAUGAUAAAGGAUAUGAUGAUAUGCGACAUGUGGCAAGUCAAGGAAGUAAAAACGCAUUAUACAAAUAGAAAUAACUGGUCUUGCAAUACCCUUCAUUCACAACAUCUACCUGCGGGUAGUAUCAAAUAAUUUUAGUGACAAAUCUCGAACUGAGGAAAAGUGCAAAAAAUGAACAUGAGAUUCUCAUGUAAAUAAGGAUGAAUAAUAUGCACAAUAAAAAAAGUGCAUUAUCUCAACAAUACAAUUAGAUUAUGAAGCACUGUGAUAUGUUUUAGGGCAACCUAUCCCAUUGCCUGUACACAUAAAAACAAUAACAAAGAUAAUUCACAGCAUAUAUAUUUAGGCCACACCAAUUAAAGUUUUUGUUUUAUGGGCACAAGGAAUCUUUUUUUUUAAUGUCGGAGGAUGAUAUAAAAAUAAGAAUAAAAAUGAAAAAUCAUCUAAUCUGUGGAAUGUCCCUACCGUUCUUCCUGUUAAAGACAUAUUUAAGUGGUUGGAAAACCUUGAAAAAUAGGGAAAUCAAAUAUUUACAUUGAACGAAAUGAAAAGAUUUUUUAGUGUUGCCUUGCCCAUAGGUAGAAAAGGAAAAAAAUUGAGCAUUUAUUUAAUAUCUUUAUCUUUAUCUGGUGAAAAUAAAUACUGCUGAUUAACAUUGAGUACUCUUGACUUCAUCCUUUCACAUACCGAGGGAAAGACCUAUAUCUUAUCAAUAUAGUUCUGGUCUCUGAAGUCUUCCCUAAGACUUUGAC
Molecule: messenger RNA, 3063 nt
Organism: Liolophura sinensis
Lineage: Eukaryota; Metazoa; Mollusca; Polyplacophora; Chitonida; Chitonidae
Product: kinesin-like protein KIF15
Exons: 8
Coding region: 391-1188 (265 amino acids)
Source: RefSeq, a predicted model, not a curated record